AUGGCCGGCAGCGGCUCCCGUCGGUCCGCGGCCCCAAGCCCGCGGCCGCAGCCGCUGCCCCGGAGCCAGUGCUUCGCCCCGGAGCCGUCCGUGAUGGCCAAGGGCGUUGGGGCAGGUGUGACCAGCAUUUCCAGAUAUGACGUCAACUGGGCCUUAGAAGAGGUUCAGUCCCCGCCCCAGCAGUUCAGCAACUCUGGGUCACUCCAGCAGGCCCUGGAUACGUUUAGGAACCUCCUGCUGGCCAUCGGUCUGGACAGCCAGGCCGGGUGCCUCAACGCCGAGUUGGUCGAUCGCAUGUUCGUUGAUUUCUUAGAUGAGCUGGAGAGUAGCAUCAGCCAGGAGGAGAGGCAGAGCGCCAGCGACAGCAACAAGCAGUGGAGGGACUGGGUGGCCGAGUUAGGCAUGGAGGCAGGGAGGCCCAGUCACCUGCUGCAGGCUGAGGCAGGUAGGUUGCAGGAGCUGUGGCAGUCCUUAUCUCACGAAGGACAGUACGUCAACCCCGUUAUGCACACGGGCACGAUCAUGUGGGAUUUAAGCAACUUUUACGAGCAUGUGGACAGAGAGGACCUGUACCAGAAAGCGCUCCACAACAAGUUCAGCACCCACAUUUUAUCGGUCAUUAUCAAUCAGCAUAAGUCUAGAAGGUUAGUGUCGUUCUCGUCUAUGGUCACCGACGUGGGCUACACCACCAGGGGCAUCCCAGCAGGCGACAGCUUCGCCACUUACCUCGUUCAAAUUUAUUGCAUCAACGAACUAGACGCCUGGCAGUCUCAGCACAGUAUGGUGCAGCUGAGCGUCUUCAUCGACGACUUCCUCCAGCAAGCUCAAAGCAGUUCUAUGCUGACGGUGCUGACAAACCUGACAGAUGCAGCCCAUGACAUGCGACAGGUGAUCGAGUUAGACCUACAGUGCUCUGUGGCCGAUCACAAAUCAGUAGUCCUUGCGUCUUCCGAGAAGUUGCAGUUGCAGAUAGUCAAGGCCCUUGGAACCAAAGGCGGACAGGCACUAGACUCGGCAGCCAACUUAGGCAUCGACUACAGCGCUGGGCGCAGCAGAAUGUACAAGAAGUACAGGCCUACAGCAAUAGGACGGCACGCAAAGCUGCGCAAGCGCCUCUUCAAACUCAACAGCCUUCGAGAAGGAGGGGCUAACAUCAGUAAGCUGUACUCAGGCCUCGUGGCCCCCGUCGCCACGGGCGCCCGCCGGCCCGGCGGCGCCCCGGGGGCCCUGGACGUCGCAGUCGCCCCGAGAGGAGGGGUGCCCGACGACGCAGGUGAGCUCGGCCAGGAGGCCCUGGGUGGGCGAGCUGGUCCAGGGCGACUCCGACGACGAGGGGUCCGAGGAGUCCCAGUCCACCGAGGACACGGACUCGCCGAGAUCGGACGGGCCCGGCUGGCAGGCGGGGCCCCUGUGGCGCGCGGCGAGCUCGCCGAGGCUGCUCGGCGCAGCCGCGGGCGAGCUGGGCACUGGGCUGGGGGCCGCGAUGAGAUCGCCCAGGAUGGACUUCUCCGAGCCGCCCUUCGCGAGCGACGACUGGAAGGGCGACAAGGAGGCCGUGACCGUCCCGCCGCUGGAGGGCGACGGGGAGGCGCGCGCGGGUGGGCGGGGUCGCGGCCGCGGGCGCACCGCCGUUGCUCGCCUCUCCGCCCAUGGGCUGCUUUCUGGU
Prorocentrum cordatum is the source of this 1666-nucleotide messenger RNA. The record is from the annotation of a GenBank genome assembly. Lineage: Eukaryota; Dinophyceae; Prorocentrales; Prorocentraceae.